Messenger RNA from Patiria miniata (bat star), 2156 nucleotides. RefSeq names its product UDP-D-xylose:L-fucose alpha-1,3-D-xylosyltransferase 3-like. The record is from RefSeq and is a predicted model, not a curated record. Lineage: Eukaryota; Metazoa; Echinodermata; Asteroidea; Valvatida; Asterinidae. Gene Ontology annotation, cellular component: Golgi apparatus. Gene Ontology annotation, molecular function: glycosyltransferase activity. The transcript has 3 exons. Bases 501 to 1544 code for a protein of 347 amino acids.
AGGUACAUGUACAUAUCAGACGUUGUUGCGGAGCGUGCAGGCUCUGUUGAGUAACAGAUGAUACUCAGACUAACUGUCCGCUGCUUGUUCCUGCCAAAAAUAGUGUCAGUUCCUGCAAAAUAUUGUCCGUUUUUGCGAAAUAUUGUCAGAUAUUGUCCAUAAGGAGUGCCGAGAUUCUGUACAGGGAGCAUCCAAGUUCACGUUAUUAUGUAAAUUAUUGUACAACAAUAGCUUUAUCAGUGUUUAUUGCCCUUAGUACUAAGGCUUUCAACGAGUUCACUCGCCCAGAAAGGACUACAGACACAGUAUUUCCCAAUCAGUUGGCCUGCAAUGCUUUGGUAUUGGUGUUCAUUGUGUGCUGACCUCGAAUAAAGGAUUUACGCAUCGUGCAACACGCCAUUUUGACGACAAACAACUUGAUAUAACAGAUUUGCCGGGACUUCACACUUUCUGCAAGUCCAGCGGCUCUAUUUGUACAAGAAAGUUUUCGGAGAGGAAAGAUGGAGUGCAAACGUUCUACACUGGCGUUUAUGGUCAUUCUGCAAAUUUUUAGCGUCUUCGUGUUGAUAUAUCAUUACUCUUCAGGUCAUUUCACGACGCUACAAGAUGACAGGACUAAAGGCAAGGAUACGAGAAUGGCACAUGCCGCUGUGAGCGCUCUGCGAGUCCAGACAUUCUCCAACCACGCGACUUCGCCGCCACCAAAUCGAACUGUGGACAUCCGGGGGAAGAUUUCUGGUUGCACCUUGGCCGAUACUGAGAAGAAGCCCGGUGUUGUGCUGCUGCUUCACACCAACACCGCCUUCAUGGACAUGGCACUGAACCUGUUGGAGAGUAUCAAAAGGACCGGGGUCUGCCUGAACACCACCAUCUUAGCAGCGGAGAAGAACGCCUACCGGGCUCUGCUCAGUGCUACCCAGGGCGACCCAGCGAUAACCGUGCUGGAAAUGGUCGAGGGAGACGCCUCAUCGGACAAGCUCUUGGUCUUCAGCCCCGAAUAUAACCGCCUCGUGAACAGACGCCACAAGUACAUCCUGUCCCUGUUGCAACAGGGAUUCCAGGUUUUCUUCACGGACGUGGAUACCUUCUGGUUUCAAGAUCCUUUCUCGUAUUUCCAAGGGGACUUUGACAUGUCCUUUGUGGAUGAGCGCUCCCCUUACCCGACCAGACUGCAAACUGGGUCCGGCCACUGCGCCGGCCUGGGCUACUUCAAGCCAACAGAAAAGACCAUCAUGUUCGUCAAGAAGUGGGUGGAAAUAUUGGCGAAUCCGAAGCACAGGGGAUCCGACCAGGCCAUCCUGAAUAACCUGUUGCACAAGGACCAGCCGGUACGCGUUGACGUCAGACCCUUGCCCGUCAAGCAUUUCCCGCAUGCUAAUGUGUUUUGGCUACCGGAAUGGAGGAGGGAAAACAACGAUACCAUCAUAAUGCAUAACGUGGGAUUUAAGGUACGUGGCCACGACGCCAAAGUGGACAAGUUCAAGAAAAACAACAUGUGGCUUGUCAACGUCACUAUCGGCGACUCCGGUAUACGAGCUGCAUAAAAACUUGAAAUCGGAACCUGAAAAGUUUUAAGAAUGCUUUGGAAAUACCCAGGGGAUAACAUCUGUGUGUUUUAAAGUAAUUCCACCGAUAUAUAUAUAUAGAUUUGUAGAUCACAAGUCUGAUGGCAUCAAAUCAUCUUUUGUCUAGUUAUUGAACACAGCUAUUGUGAACAUCGAAUCUCAAAACUAGUGCUGGAAACUAAUAUACACUGAAAAAAAAUCUGAGAAAAAUUAUCAUUCUGGAUGGUGUCAACAUGAGCUAUAACUCAUAUAAUGUUUCCCUGUUGGAUCAGAUGACGAUCUGAAUAGACAGUUUAGCUCUUGACAGAGGGAUCGUAAUUAGGAUCUUAUUAAUGGAUGUAUGUAAAUCGCGUGAGGUUGAAGAUGACAUCAUACCAGUUGGAAUUGUUUUUUGUUCCCUUCUUAUCUUUACUUGAGGUAAGCUUUGUCUUCAUUGUUUGGGUAUAGGUGGUGUAUUUAUCGCUACAAGAACUGUUAGCACUAGGCAGUUUUUGCUGUGGAGAUUUUGCUGUUAUAGUACUAGCCCCAUAGAUGUGGCCAAUUUACUGGACUACCUCCGUAAACAUAGGCCACACUUCCACAUGUACAAAA